Molecule: messenger RNA, 792 nt
Organism: Diplodia corticola
Lineage: Eukaryota; Fungi; Ascomycota; Dothideomycetes; Botryosphaeriales; Botryosphaeriaceae
Exons: 1
Coding region: 1-792 (263 amino acids)
Source: RefSeq, a predicted model, not a curated record
AUGCACGCUAAGAUUAGGUUCAGCAGGGACUUGGAAAAGACCAGUACACCAAAAAGCGGCCUUAGCCCGUCUGGUGAUGGGGCCAACGAUGCUUCUCUGAAUAUACACGGUUCAACAGUGGUAAAAAGACAUGCUCCAAUGCUUUUCCACAGUUCCCUUCACACACGUCCAGAGAGAGGGCCAAAAUCCAUGAUGGCUUUGGAAAUGCCUGGCAGAAACCUUGGGUCGUCUUUCAUGGCAAUGCCUAGCAUGGGUCCCACGGUUUCGCCUCCGCCCUCGGCGAUGAAACAAGUGGCAAACGAUGCUGCGGUCUUCACAAUCAGCACUAAAGAAGUGCCUGAAGCGAAAGCGAAAGAGCCACCAAAGGAUUUGAUUGACAUUAACGUCCGACGAAGGAUUGCUUCUGCUAGUAUGCAGGACAAGCUUUCGCAGAAAAUGCCGUAUCUGUCAGGCGGACAAUUUUUUGACUAUCUUCCAGAAGUGCAAGCUGGAAGAAAUCGAGAUCCUGACCCUGCCACACCUAUGGAAUGGACAAGACGACUGUCCGCCGUGCUGCCAACGCAGCUAAGCGAUAAACGCCAACGUUCAAGAGAGUUUUCCGACCGGUUGUGCAGACUCAAUGUUCACAUGUCGGAGUUGCCCAAGCGCGAUCGUGUAAACUUCAGGAGACGUUUGGAGGAGGAUGGGCAGUUCUUGAGAGCUAUUGAACAGGCACGCAGCGAAUUUGGCGAGUAUGCUCUUGUCAGGAAGGAAAUCCAAGUGUACGAAGAUGACAAGGAGGAUGAUGCGUAG